This is a messenger RNA of Cylicostephanus goldi, 942 nucleotides long. The record is from the annotation of a GenBank genome assembly. Lineage: Eukaryota; Metazoa; Nematoda; Chromadorea; Rhabditida; Strongylidae.
AUGACUCAUGGUUUUGCAGGCAUGGCGUCGUUGGCGUUUCCCUCGACAUCAGUACUGCCUGAUCCGUCCCACCGGAUCUCGACAGGUUCGAACUCUAGCCAGGGAAGCUCCGGAUUCGAAAGCAUGAAGGUGAGGGUUCAAAACUUUAAAGCAUUUGGAUCAUCGUCGCUCGCUUCGUCAUCGGUUGAUGCGCUUGACGAGUCGUUUUACUCAUCGGCUUCGGAGGCGCCCGUAAAUGUCACACAGAUGGUGGCGAAAGGCGUACCGGAGGCUGAAAUUCUAGCCAUCUGGUUAGAUAAGAUUGGUAUGGCCGAGUAUCUGGCGCUGUUCCUCACACAAGGAUAUGACCUGUCCUCAAUAGCACGAAUAACGCCGGAAGACCUGUUAACUCUUGGAAUCACAAAUCCCGCACAUCGAAAACGACUCAUAACGGAUAUUCAUAGUUGGCAGAUCACAGACAGCUGGCCAUCUGUGCCUCCCCAAGGCGGAUUGAGUGAAUGGUUAACGUUGCUGGCUCUACCGGAAUACAUAAGUGUUUUCGACUCACAGGGAUAUGAUACAGUACAGGAAGUUAUGAAUUUGAGCUGGGAAGAUUUUGAGGAUAUAGGAGUGAAGAGGUUGGGACAUCUGAAGCGAUUAGAUUUGUUCAAAGUCCAUCCAGUGCAGGUGCCCUCGCCAAUGCUUUCUGCACGCUCCGUCGCAUCGCCACAGGAACAACCUGUUCCCUCGUCAAGGAGAAAUGAUCCACCACCUCCAGCUCCUUCAAGUUUAUAUCGGACAAAAGCGAAUCUGAAUGGGAACAUCGAUUAUAUUAGUUACUCAAGAGGGUCGAAAGUGAGUCCAUUGCUAGAGCAACCUAAAACAUCUAAUAAAUCUUUUAGAACCCGCCUGCUCCUCCAUCAAGGUCUAGUGAAGAGAGCUCUGGAACUUACACGGAGUUGA